Messenger RNA from Lepus europaeus (European hare), 949 nucleotides. RefSeq names its product TNF receptor superfamily member 18 (gene TNFRSF18). Gene Ontology annotation, biological process: negative regulation of apoptotic process; positive regulation of cell adhesion. Gene Ontology annotation, molecular function: tumor necrosis factor receptor activity; protein binding. Gene Ontology annotation, cellular component: external side of plasma membrane; plasma membrane. Bases 4 to 690 code for a protein of 228 amino acids. The record is from RefSeq and is a predicted model, not a curated record. NCBI's taxonomy places the organism in Eukaryota, Metazoa, Chordata, Mammalia, Lagomorpha, Leporidae. The transcript is spliced from 5 exons.
GCGAUGGGCGCGCGGACGGCCCUGUGCGGGGUCGCACUGCUCUGCGCCCUGGGCCUGGGUCGGCGCGCAGCCGGGGUACCGAGCUGCGGCCCUGGCCGCUCCCUGGAAGGCAAGGGCGCCGACGCGCGCUGCUGCGGGCCGUGCGCCCCGGAGCCGCUGUGCUCCGAGCGCAACUGCACCUGCGUCCAGCCCGGCUUCCACUGCGGAGACCCCCAGUGCCGGACCUGCAAGCACCACCCUUGUCCACCGGGACAGGAGGCGCAGCGGCAAGGGAAUUUCAACUUUGGCUUUCGGUGUGUGGACUGUGCAGAGGGGACCUUCUCAGUGGGCGGUGCCAGCCGCUGCAGGCCCUGGGCAGACUGCUCCCAAUUUGGGUUUCUCACCUCGUUCCCCGGGAACAAGACCCACAACGCCGCCUGCACCCCGGGUCCGGGGCCCGCUGACCGGCUCAGCAGGUUGCUCCUACCCCUCCUCGCCAUGGCUGCCUGUAUCCUGGUCCUCACCACAGCCCAGCUAGGCCUGCACAUCUGGCGGCUGAGGAGGCAACACGCGUGGCCCCGAGAGACCCAGCUGCUCCUGGAGGCGCCACUGCCCCCAGCCGAGGACACCUGCAGCUGCCAGUUCCCGGAGGAGGAGCGGGGCGAGCAGCUGGCGGAGGAGAAGGGCCGGCCGGGGCACCUGCAGGCGUGAGGCGGCUCAGGGACAGCAGGCCCCAGGAGCUCGCCCGCGAUGACCCUGGGCGCAAGGGCGCUGUGUUCUGCUUUGGGCCUGGCCCUGCUCCCCUUGAUGGCGGAAGCAGGCAUGGCACGGUGACCAUGCAGGGGAGAGAUGGACGUAGGACCGGGCGGCUGCUGCUCUCCCUCACCAGCCCCUCCCCCCAGUGCAGAGGCCGUGGCAAGCAGAGCCCAGCAGAGGACCUGGCCUCAGGCGGCUUCCAAUAAACACCUGU